Humulus lupulus (European hop) is the source of this 2656-nucleotide messenger RNA. Its product is annotated as probable glycosyltransferase At3g07620. Bases 363 to 2378 code for a protein of 671 amino acids. Gene Ontology annotation, molecular function: glycosyltransferase activity. The record is from RefSeq and is a predicted model, not a curated record. Lineage: Eukaryota; Viridiplantae; Streptophyta; Magnoliopsida; Rosales; Cannabaceae. The transcript is spliced from 5 exons.
UUAUUGGCAACCUGUUUUUUUGAUUAAUCUAUCAAAGUCGAGUGUCGGAUAAGUCAAAAGAUCGAUCUUUGCGGUAUCAUUAUCAAUUCUUUCCCUUUGAGAUCAAAAUCCCACUUCUUUCAACAUAAAAACUCCAAAGGAUUCUUUCGCAGUUUGGCUUCACUCUUACACUUUCACUACACUCACCUGUUUUCCAUCUUUGGAAUUCUCAGUCUCAGCUCAAACCUCAAACGUUUUAUACUACCUCUAGCCUCACUCUCAUCUCAUGGAACCUUCGGGAUACAACUGAGAAGCAAGUUCAAGUUUGUGUCCCCUAGCAUGAUGACUUCCACUUAACUUGGGUUGUAAGUGUAGGGUGAUUCAUGGAGCACCGGUUUCAGUUUCGCAAGCUUGGCCGCAGUAAAGCUCGAAGAUGGAUUUUUGUGGUGGUGUUAGUGGCUGUUACUCACUUGUUGUUUCAGUCUUUCCUGAUUCCAUAUGGGAAUGCCCUUCGCUCUCUGUUUCCUGACAGAGAAUUUCCAAGUAAUGUGAAAUAUAAUGUGCGUGGUACUGUUCACUCUUCCUCCAAGUCUACUAUGAUUCGAAACCCUCUUACAGUAUAUGUUUCAGACAACUUUGAUGCUGGAGGAGAACUGGGGUUUGGUACAAAAGAAAAGGGAAAUGACAUAUAUAAGCAGCUUAGUUUUAGCAUUGAAGAACAUGGCCUUGAUGGAACUUCUCGUAAUGUUCUGGAUAGAUUUGUAGAUAACAGUUUUCCAUCCAAGAAUUCUAGAGAUGUAAAUGCGGUGUCAGCACUGGUAAGCAUAAAAAAUGAGGAGAGUGAUCCUGUUGCAAUGGAUGAUGCUAGCAAAGAUCAGCCAGACUUCUCUGAAGAGCAGAUUAAGGAACAAAAUGCUGAAAUUCCUAAGGAGAAUGUUUUGGUGGAGAAUAUAAGUCUGAUGCGGGAAACAAUCGAUGAUGGCUCAGACACUCCUUUCAAACCUUCCAUGCUUGUAUCUUCUGCAUCAGCUUUAAUCAAUACAACAUAUUCAACUGCUUCAACAUCCAGCAAAAGCACUUCUUUGGCUUCUACUUCCAAUCAAAGUGAUACUCAAAUUUCAAAAAACAAGUCUGCAAUUGUGAGUAUCCCUGGAAAAAAGAAGAUGAGAUGUGACAUGCCCCCGAAGUCAAUAACCACAUUUCAGGAGAUGAACCACAUAUUAGUAAGGCAUCGUGCUAAAUCACGUUCAAUGAGACCAAGAUGGUCCUCUGUACGUGACCGUGAUAUUCUAGCUUUGAAGCCACAAAUUGAGCAUGCUCCUACAACAAAUGAUCGGGAGCUUUAUGCUCCUCUCUUUCGGAAUGUUUCCAUGUUCAAAAAGAGUUAUGAACUCAUGGAACGCACACUCAAAGUCUAUGUCUACAAAGAUGGCGAAAAACCUAUCUUCCAUCAGCCAAUACUGAAAGGAUUAUAUGCUUCAGAGGGAUGGUUUAUGAAACUGAUGGAGGGAAAUAGGCAGUUUGUGGUAAAGGACCCUCGGAGGGCUCAUCUGUUUUAUAUGCCAUUUAGUUCGCGAAUGCUAGAACACACCCUGUAUGUACGGAACUCUCACAAUCGAACUAACCUGCGCCAAUAUUUGAAGGAGUACUCAGAAAAAAUAGCUGCGAAGUAUCCUUACUUCAAUAGAACUGGUGGAGCAGAUCAUUUUCUUGUUGCAUGCCAUGACUGGGCUCCAUAUGAAACAAGGCACCACAUGGAGCGUUGUAUGAAGGCCCUUUGCAAUGCUGAUGUAACUGCGGGCUUCAAAAUCGGAAGAGAUGUAUCUCUUCCUGAAACAUAUGUCCGGUCAGCAAGGAAUCCUCUAAGAGAUCUUGGUGGAAAGCCUCCAUCCCAAAGGCACAUUCUUGCCUUCUAUGCAGGGAGCAUGCAUGGCUAUUUACGUCCCAACUUGUUGAAGUAUUGGAAGGAUAAAGAUCCUGAUAUGAAGAUAUCUGGUCCAAUGCCUCCUGGCGUUGCAAGCAAAAUGAACUACAUCCAACACAUGAAAAGCAGCAAAUACUGUAUCUGCCCCAAGGGUUAUGAAGUGAACAGCCCAAGGGUCGUCGAAGCCAUCUUUUAUGAAUGUGUUCCAGUGAUCAUAUCUGACAAUUUUGUGCCUCCAUUUUUUGAUGUCUUGAAUUGGGAAGCAUUCUCUGUAGUUCUUGCUGAGAAAGACAUUCCAAGGUUGAAAGGCAUUUUACUUGCAAUACCGAAAGACAAGUAUCUCGAGAUGCAACUUGCGGUCAGGAAAGCUCAGAAGCAUUUUCUAUGGCAUGCUAAGCCCAUGAAGUAUGAUCUCUUCCAUAUGACCCUUCAUUCUAUUUGGUACAAUAGAGUUUUUCAGAUAAAACCCAGAUAAAAUAACGAGUAUGAUAGCCUUUCAGAGCCAGCUAGCUCUAAGAAACUGAAGAACUCGAUAAAAAUGUAAAGAAAUGCUAGCCCAUGAAAGUUUUUUUUUCUUUUUUCUUUUGUAUAAUGUCUGCCUUCUGAUUGUGUAUCUGUUGAUUUUGGUGAUUGGUGGAGGUUUCUGUACAUAUGUUGUUGUACCAUUCUCAAUCGAUUUUGUGAAACUAAUAUAAAUAUAACUGUUACCUGUUGUAAUGUCAGGAAUCAUGACUCUUUCUCUGGAUUACUCAA